AAUGAUAGUAGUGUAAAGCUGCAUAUUACUAUGAUUCGAUCUACAUAAUUCUCAUUCUGCUAAUUAGAGGCCUUGUUUUCAAAGAAAAGAACCAAAAUAGUGUAAACGGCACACUUCCAAGUUUCAGUAUUAAACCAUUUAACUACCUCUUCAUAACUCAACACCUCCCAUCUCUCUUGUUCUCACUUUGUUUUCUUCAGAAAUUUCUCUCAAAUGGGUAUCAAAAUUUUCAUUGUUUCCUUCAUGAUAACCUCAUUCUUUUUCUUUAUUCUUUUGAUUCCAACAAGAUUAACCAUACCCAAGUCCAGUUUCAGUGUUCCUAUGAACAACUCCUUCAACAUUACCAAGAUCAACAGGACAUACCCAGUUACUUUUGCUUACUUGAUCUCUGCUUCCAAAGGUGAUUCUGGGAAGCUCAAAAGGUUGAUGAAGGCUUUGUAUCAUCCAGGGAACUACUAUUUGAUUCAUAUGGAUUAUGGGGCUCCAAAGGCUGAGUAUAGGGAUGUGGUUGAAUAUGUAGCCAAGGAACCAGUUUUUGGACAGGUUGGGAAUGUUUGGGUUGUGGGUAAGCGUAAUUUGGUCACUUAUAGAGGACCAACCAUGCUUUCUACCACUCUGCAUGCUAUGGCAAUGCUUCUGAGGAGUUGCCAAUGGGACUGGUUUAUUAAUCUUAGUGCCUCUGAUUAUCCCUUGGUUACACAAGAUGAUCUGAUCCAAGCCUUUUCUGGGGUUCCAAGGGGUAUCAAUUUCAUUCACCAUAGUAGUCAGUUGGGUUGGAAACUGAAUAAGAGAGGGAGGCCAAUAAUUAUAGACCCAGGGCUUUAUAGCCUCAAAAAAUCACAAAUUUGGGGGGUCACCAGGCAGAGGAGUCUCCCAACAGCUUUUAAACUCUAUACAGGUUCAGCAUGGACAGUACUGUCAAGAUCUUUUUCUGAGUAUUGCAUUAUUGGGUGGGAAAAUUUGCCAAGGACCCUCCUCCUCUACUACACAAACUUUGUGUCAUCCCCAGAAGGAUACUUCCAAACGGUUAUUUGCAACUCUAAGGAUUACAAGAAUACCACAGCCAAUAAUGAUCUACACUACAUUACUUGGGAUAAUCCUCCAAAACAACAUCCAAGGACACUAGGAAUCAAGGAUUAUAGGAAAAUGGUUUUGAGCAACCGUCCAUUUGCCAGAAAAUUCAAGAAAAAUGAUCCUGUUCUAGAUAAAAUUGAUAGAGAGCUUUUGAAGAGGCAUCGUGGGCAAUUUUCUUUUGGGGGAUGGUGCUUAGAGGGUGAAAGGGGCAGAGCAUGCCCAACUUUGAAAACUGAGAAUUAUGGUGUUCUGAAACCUGGCCCAGCCUCAAAAAAGUUGAAAACUCUACUCUCAUAUAUUCUCUCUCGUAAAGUUUUUCGCAAAUUGCAAUGCCGGUAACUUUUAUGUCAUUUUCCAUAGUUUAUCACUUGUAAAAAUGUCAUGAUAUAUACAAUGGAUAAUUUUUGUGAAUUUAUGAUAUAUUUAUCUAA
Messenger RNA from Abrus precatorius (Indian licorice), 1505 nucleotides. Its product is annotated as beta-glucuronosyltransferase GlcAT14A. Lineage: Eukaryota; Viridiplantae; Streptophyta; Magnoliopsida; Fabales; Fabaceae. The transcript is spliced from 4 exons. The coding region runs from base 214 to 1413 and encodes 399 amino acids. The record is from RefSeq and is a predicted model, not a curated record. Gene Ontology annotation, cellular component: membrane. Gene Ontology annotation, molecular function: glucuronosyltransferase activity.